Siniperca chuatsi (mandarin fish) is the source of this 1826-nucleotide messenger RNA. RefSeq lists its product as uncharacterized. Gene Ontology annotation, molecular function: protein binding. The coding region runs from base 303 to 1496 and encodes 397 amino acids. The record is from RefSeq and is a predicted model, not a curated record. NCBI's taxonomy places the organism in Eukaryota, Metazoa, Chordata, Actinopteri, Centrarchiformes, Sinipercidae. The transcript has 10 exons.
UAACUGUACUGACAAAAGAACAACUUUCACAGUUUUACCACUCGCUGCUGACCACACAGACUGAAAAACUGCCAACGGCGUGCUAAUUUCAUGUCUGCAUUUGCAAGUCUGUGAAAAGUAGCACCUAAACUGAGAGGGAAAGAUGCUGUUAAACUGAAGUCUUUAAUUUCCCCUUUUGUUUGUGCUUUACUAUGUCACCUACUGAUGAGUAUAUAAAGUCAUUUUCGGACAGUGGUUGAGUUUCUCAUCAUGCUGAAAUGAAGAGCACUUACAUGGCCUCUAUCCUGUGAACUGUUCUGUACAUGCCCUGGUCAGAACAGCAGGCUGUUGACUGCGUAGUUCAAGUUGGCUGCUUGGGGAACAAAAAUUCUACUGAGCUGAAGCUUUGGAGCAUGGAAAAUCAAUCUAUGGCUUUGCAACUAGCUGCUGUGCUCAAGGAGAUGGAGAGGCUAAAGUGUGAACAAACAACACUUCAGCAGCAGCAGAAUGCUCUGACUCAGGUGUAUAUAACAAGCCAUCAGAAAAGAGCUCAGAAGGAAGUCGCAGGAACAAACAUCCUUACUUAUGGUUCGAAUGAUGAAGAGGAAGACAACCUGCCUUUCUCUGAGGAAGACUCAAGGAAACGGGGGGAUCCCUGCUUCCAUUACACAGUCCUGGACCAGGCCUGGCGUGCCACCAAUACCACCACCAAGAAUAAGAUGUGUGACCGCAAUUUCAAAUGGAAAGGCUGGUACCGCCUCUUCUACAAUGGUAAGAGUCUUCAGAUGCCUGAGAAGUGUGUCCCUGUGAACAAAUGCGGCACCCAGUCCCCGCUGUGGCUGGCAGGGCCUCAUCCGAAGAGAAGGGAGGGCAUCGUCACCCGCAGGGUGUGUGGCCACUGGAAGAAGAACUGCUGCGCUUUCCGAUCCACCCCCAUCCAGGUCAAGAAGUGUCGCGGCAACUAUUAUGUCUACAAGUUCACUGAACCGUCAUCUUGUUAUUUGGCUUACUGUGCAGAUAUCAACACACUAGUAUGCGGGCGGUGCAGAAGAAACCAGUCCUGUGUGAGUCGAGAUAAGAUUAACUGGAGGUGUAAGGGAAAGAAAAGAAUGUCUUCCAAAAAGAUCCACUUCUUUGCUUCUUACCCUGGCCAGCUGAAAGGCAAGGUGAACAGAGUCAAGUACAGCAAGGUGCUUGUGAAUGUAGGCCGAGCCUUCGACAGAAGAACCGGCGUGUUCAAGGCUCCGGUUAAAGGAGUCUACCAGUUCUUCUUCUCCACUCAAACAGCCAAUACUGGUCUAAAGACUGAUCUGUGGCUAGUGGUCAAUGGUUACUGGGCAGCUGUCUCUCACACACACAUCUCCCGUCCCUCCACUGUUGGUAGCUUGUCUACAUACAUGACCUUCCUCCACAGAGGGGCUGUAGUGUAUGUCACCCACAACUGUGGUAGCUCUUGGGCCAAUGCUGCUUCCAUGACCAUUACAUUUGGGGGCUCACUGCUUGCACAAUGGAAAUGAUGUAUGUAUAAACAAUUUGACAAUGCAUUACAUUUUGUAAAUUCUUAAUGUAUCCUUGAAUAGAAUGGGAAUUGUAUUUCAAUAAACACGUGGAGAGUGUAUCAUGACAAAGUUUACACUCUCUCUUUGCCAUUAAUUCAAGUUGUAGUAGAUUGUUUUUUUUUUCUAGAUUUAGUGAUAUUUGAAUUCAACCAUUGUAACUGUAAACCUCUCUGGAGUGUCAGCUAAAUGCCUGUAAUGCCUAAAUGUCUGAUUUAAUGCUUAUAUGUAAAGAUUAAAAUAAAGAAAGAAAUAAAAAGUGUGAUCAGAAUAGAAUAGAAGAGAAUACUA